Molecule: messenger RNA, 1022 nt
Organism: Penicilliopsis zonata CBS 506.65
Lineage: Eukaryota; Fungi; Ascomycota; Eurotiomycetes; Eurotiales; Aspergillaceae
Exons: 3
Coding region: 171-1022 (283 amino acids)
Source: RefSeq, a predicted model, not a curated record
CUCAUGCCCCUCUCUCAUGCCCCCGCAAAACGCAGCAUCGCCUGCAGGAAAUGCCGCCAGGCAAAGGUCCGCUGCGACGCGUCGACCCCCUGCCCGCGAUGUGUCCGGUUAGAUCUCUCGUGCCACCGUGAUAAGGGAUACCGACCUCGAAAGUGAGUUGAAGAGGCUUGAUGACUACCUGGCCGGUGCCCACUACGCGGUUCUGGACAGAGCCCUCGUCUGUUGUCAUUGGCGCGGUGCUUUUCGCCUGCUACAGUUUAGGCAUUAACCUGCCUGUCGUCGGGAGUACCCAUGAACCCCAUACUACCUCUCAUGCCUCGCUGUGGGCCGCCGUCACGAUUACUGCACAGAACAUGGCCGAGAAUUUUGGUCGCCCGCCCGCAGUGAACCUGACCACCGACAAGGCCGUACAGAAGCUGUGUCGUGGGGAGAUCCCGUUACCAGAUGGCCUGGCCGAGCGUCUGUGUCUCGCUCAGGCUGCAAAUCGCAUCUCCCACGUCAUGGCAGAGCACGCCGAUGACCGAGGCGUGCCCGGGGAAGCGUGUAUUGUCGAGAUUGAGCCUCUCGGAAAGUUAUUACCUCAAGUGUCCUCCUCCUCGGUGAAUUCGAUCUGGCUGGCUGCCGCCCACCUCCACCUCGACGCGCUCCUGCACGCCCAUCGCCUGGCAGUUGAUCUAAUCCGUUCGCUGACCUCGUCCCAAACAUGGUCCGACAUGCUGGCGUACUGCCCGGCGUAUUUCCUGCGCGCGACCUUGUUCACCACCGCCGCGUUUCUGAACAAAGUAGCGCACUCGUCCAUGGUGGCUGCCGGGCAGAUCGACUACGAGUCCACCAAGCUGUCAUUCCAGAUGGCCGUGUUUGCGUUACGGCGCUGCGUGGUGCUCGACGUCGAUGCCGCUGCUCGGGAGGCUAACCUGCUGGACCAGGUGUGCGCGCACUGCGCGGCGAACGAGCAGAUGCGAAACUCUCCACCGACAUGUCUUCUAUACCAGGACUCGCAUGGCGACAGGAUUAGUGUAUGA